Molecule: messenger RNA, 1635 nt
Organism: Entamoeba invadens IP1
Lineage: Eukaryota; Evosea; Mastigamoebida; Endamoebidae
Product: protein disulfide-isomerase precursor, putative
Exons: 1
Coding region: 1-1635 (544 amino acids)
Biological process (GO): protein folding; response to endoplasmic reticulum stress
Cellular component (GO): endoplasmic reticulum
Molecular function (GO): protein disulfide isomerase activity
Source: RefSeq, a predicted model, not a curated record
AUGUUGCUCUUUGUCCUUCUUUUUGUGGCUUUAUCACAAGCCGCAGCAGCAGCUUCGAAGGAAGCCCCCAAAGAAGUUCCCAAGGAAGAAGCAAAACAAGCUCCAGAAAGCAUCAAAGACCUUCAAUUUGAGAUGUUUACAUUGAACAACGAGUUCUAUGGAUCUUUCAUAGACCACGAAGACACUGUUUUUGUGAAGUACUACGCGCCAUGGUGUGGUCACUGUAAAGCACUUAAACCAAUUUACGAGCAACUUGCAAAGGAGAUGCACAACAAACUCAAAUUUGCAGAAGUGAAUUGCGAAGACUCGAAAGAAAUCUGCGAGAAGGAAGAGGUCCAGGGCUUCCCCACACUUAUUCUCUUCAGAAAAGGAAGAGCCAAAAAGGUGUAUGGCGGUGAGAGAAAUUUGGAGGCGAUGAAGAAUUGGUUGGAGUCUGCUGCGAUGCCCCCAGUAAAGGAAUCCAACAAAGAAGAGAUCGAAGAGCUUAAAAAGAAGGACUUACCUUUCUUGGUUGUCAGAAGUGAGGCAGACGACCCCAUCAGAAAGAGACUUGAGGAUAUAGUUGAUGAAAUGGAUUACAUGCACUUCUAUGCGUUGAACUCGGAUAUUGACAAUUUUGAGAUUGAGGUAUUCAACGGUGAUACAAAAGAAAGUUUUGUGUAUGAAGCGCAGACCAACGCCACAUUUGAAGAGAAGAAGUUUAUGAAUUGGGCUAAUAUCAAAACGUUCCCAUUGUUCCAUCAAGUUAAUAUGCCAUUAUUCAAAAGAAUAGAGUCUAUGGACGUCUACGCUUUAUGGUACUUCUACCAAACUAGCAUUCCAAAAGUACACGAGGAAAUGUUUAGAAAACUUGCAAAGAAGUACGAAGGAUCAUUUGUCUUCUUCUCGUUCAACAAAGUCAUUUCGGAAGACCAAGUGAAAUCCCUCCACCACACCGGGAAUGUGUACCCUGCUAUUUCUAUUAUCCACAAAAAUAAGAGAAACAUCUAUGCUAUGAAUGAAGAGACUGAAAUCACCGAGGAAAGUGUGACUAAGUAUCUUGAAGAUGUCUUGUCGGGGAAUGAAAAACCAACGUACCACAAGAGCAAACCAAUUCCAGAAGAAAAGCAAAAGGAAAUUUAUAAGUUAACUGGAAAUAACUUUGACGAGUUUAUCGCAACAAAAGGAGUUGAUAAAUUGGUCAUUUUCUGUGUCGAGAGAGUCGAGGUGUGCAAGUAUUUCUUGUCGACCCCACUUAAGAGAGUCUCGAAAAGAUUGAGCACAGUUCCUUCAUUUAAGGUCGCGUGGAUUGACGCCUCCACUGAUGACGUUGGACCUGAAUGGAACUUGAAUAUCGUGCCAAAAUUGUAUUUGGUUUCUGAGAAGGAUGGAGAGACUAAAACUCUUGAAAUGACUGAUAUGCCAAGUGAAGAAAAUACUAUGAAGUUUUUACAUGAAAAUGCUCUUUAUAAGUUUGAAAUGCCAGCACCACUCCCCGAAGAAAAGAAAGAAGAGAAAAAAGAAGAAAAGGAAGAAAGUGAUACUGAAGAAGAGGAGGAUGACGAAGAAGAAGAAGACGUUGAUGAAGAUGAAGAUGCAGUUAACGACGAAGAAGUUCAUACAGAAGAGAAAAAAGAAGAGAAAACUGAGUUAUAA